UGCGGGUGGUGGAUGGAUUUCUGGUGAUUACCUCAAGAAGCCGUUACCACCUUCUACACAGGCCGUGAUAUCUAGGUUCGGAAGGUGACGUGUCGAGAUUUCAUUGGUCUGUGAUCAACAGUAUCCUACGCCACGUCGUUCUCUCUCCCGUGAAUCUGAUAAAUUCCAACGGCGAUUACGCGGAGAUCAUAUGUAGAAGAUGCUUAAGAAGCGAAACCAAGUGAUCGCACAAUCUCGACUCGAUCACAUCGCAGGCCGAUACCCCGGAGAUGGGGAAGAAAGGGAGCGGUUGGUUUUGGUCUGUGAAGAAAGUGUUCAAAUCAUCUGCUAAGGAAUUGCCGGAGAAAAAGAAAGACAAUGCAGAGAGAUGGCAGCAAGAAGCCCCUGAAGUUGUGUCAUUUGAGCAUUUUCCUGCCGAGAGUUCUCCAGAAAUCACAAAUGAUGAGAGUUUUGCAUCGACCCCCGUGACUGAAGACAGAAACCACGCUAUAGCAGUUGCCAUGGCAACUGCUGCCGCUGCAGAAGCUGCAGUUGCAGCAGCUCAAGCUGCAGCCAAAGUUGUCCGAUUGGCAGGCUAUGGGCGGCAGACAAAGGAGGAAGCUGCUGCAAUUCUCAUACAGUCAUAUUACAGAGGCUAUCUAGCUAGGCGAGCUUUGCGUGCUUUGAAGGGAUUGGUGAGGCUCCAAGCACUGGUAAGAGGACAUAACGUGCGAAAGCAAGCACAAAUGACAAUGCGGUGCAUGCAAGCACUAGUCCGCGUGCAGGCUAGAGUAAGAGCACGUAGGCUUCAGUUGGCUCAUGAGAAAAUCAUCAAGAAAGUCGAGGAAGGGGAAGAGAAAGAACAAAGAGGAAUAAGGGAAGAAGGAUUGCAGAAACCGAAGGGUGGUUCUCCGUUGAUGAAAUAUGAAGGUUGGGAUGGUAGGCAUCAAAGCUCAGACAAAAUCCAGGAAAAUGCUUCAAGGAAACGUGAUGCUGUCAUGAAAAGAGAGAGGGCUCUUGCUUAUGCUUACAGCUACCAGCAGCAACAACAGCAACCUCCACAACAUCAGCAAGUAAUGCAGCCAAGCCCAGAUGGCAAAGAGAUGACAUUCUACAACGAGCAUGAAAAGGCUCAAUGGGGCUGGAACUGGCUCGAGCGUUGGAUGUCAACACAGCCAUACCAUGCCCGUCACAUGAGCCCACAAGGCGGCUCUUACAUGACACUUGCCACCACUACUUCCACCACUGACGACAUGUCCGAGAAGACUGUUGAGAUGGACAUGAUCACCCCACAAGGCUUGGGCAAUGGCAAUACAAACAUGGACCUCUUCAGCCGUCAAAACAUGGACUCAGACACGUUCCCAAGUCGCCAACAACCACAACUGAUCAAUGUUCCCAGCUACAUGGCUCCAACCAAAUCUGCAAAAGCCAAGGUCCGAUCACAUGGUUCUGUCAAGCAACGUGGGUCUCAGAUUCCCCAGUGGAGUCUAUCAACAAAGAGAGGAUCAGUGGUCGGGUCUGGUUGUGACUCAUCCAGUUCUGGUGGUGGGUCGGCAGCUUACCAAGCUCCAAGAAGCCCGAAUCCAAAAGGCAAUGGGAUGCAAUUACCUUCUAGACGGGUUCCAGGUUGCAGCCCGGAU
Molecule: messenger RNA, 1619 nt
Organism: Carica papaya (papaya)
Lineage: Eukaryota; Viridiplantae; Streptophyta; Magnoliopsida; Brassicales; Caricaceae
Gene: IQD21
Product: IQ-domain 21
Molecular function (GO): protein binding
Source: RefSeq, a predicted model, not a curated record